Molecule: messenger RNA, 1153 nt
Organism: Condylostylus longicornis
Lineage: Eukaryota; Metazoa; Arthropoda; Insecta; Diptera; Dolichopodidae
Gene: SPARC
Product: SPARC
Exons: 7
Coding region: 109-987 (292 amino acids)
Biological process (GO): anatomical structure development
Molecular function (GO): protein binding; collagen binding; calcium ion binding
Source: RefSeq, a predicted model, not a curated record
UUAAUCAGUUUGCUUUUGAAUUUCGAACAAUUGUGAUUUAGCGGCGUGACUUGGUGUUUUUGUAAUCCGUGCGCAAAUUUUUGAUUAAAUAAAAAAUUAGGCUAUAGAAUGUUGAAGUUUUUGCAAAUUUUUGGCAUUCUUGCCAUUAUUGCAAUUUCUGUGGAAACAAAGAAACCACAAAAAAAACAAAGUACUUUAUCUGAUGUCUUAUUAAGAGCAAUGGAAGAAAAACACGUGGCUGCAGAUCUUCAACGCGAAAAUGAAUUAGCGGCAAGAUUAGCUGAAAGUAGAAAUGAAUUGAGAAGCCCUGUUUAUGAUUUUGAUCCCUGUGAAAAAAUGCAUUGCGGUGCUGGACGAAUUUGUCAAUCAAAUGGUGAUACUGCUGAAUGUAUAUGUAUACCAGACUGUCCGCAAGAGAUUGAUUUGCGUCGACAUGUUUGUACAAAUAAAAAUGAAACUUGGCCAUCAGAUUGUGCAGUUUAUAGAGAAAAAUGCUUAUGUGAUACCAAUCAUCAUCUUUGUAAAAGUUCUCAAUAUCGACACAUUCAUAUUGAAUACUAUGGCGUUUGUAAAGAAUUACCUGAAUGUACUAAAGACGAAAUGUUAGAUUUUCCAAGGAGAAUGCGUGAUUGGCUUUUCAAUGUUAUGCGCGAUUUAGCUGAACGUGAUGAAUUAAAUGAGUAUUAUAUGAAAAUGGAAUUAGAAGCUGAAACAAAUUUAACAAGACGUUGGUCAAAUGCUGCAGUUUGGAAAUGGUGUGAUUUAGAUGGUGAUUCAGAUCGUUCUGUAUCAAGACACGAACUUUUCCCCAUUCGUGCACCAUUAAUUAGUUUGGAACAUUGCAUAUCACCAUUUUUAGAUUCAUGUGAUCAAAAUAAUGAUCAUAGAAUUACUUUACAAGAAUGGGGCAAAUGUUUGGAACUCGAUGAAGCUGAUAUGGUUGAAAAAUGUUAUCAACUUAGAGAAGUACAUCCCAAUUUAGGGUGAAAAAAUCAUUAUUUUGAAAACGUUUUUUUAUUUUUUAAAUAAAUUACCUAUAAGGUGCUUUAAAUAAUGUGUAACAAUUCAAAUGAGAAAUUUCUUUUUAUAAAAAUAAAAACCAAAAAUUGUAUAAAAUACUAAUUAAAAUAAAUAGAAAUAGAUUGCUAUUAAA